Molecule: messenger RNA, 1401 nt
Organism: Calidris pugnax (ruff)
Lineage: Eukaryota; Metazoa; Chordata; Aves; Charadriiformes; Scolopacidae
Product: V-type proton ATPase catalytic subunit A-like
Exons: 10
Biological process (GO): proton transmembrane transport; ATP metabolic process
Cellular component (GO): lysosomal membrane
Molecular function (GO): ATP binding; proton-transporting ATPase activity, rotational mechanism
Source: RefSeq, a predicted model, not a curated record
GGAAACCUCUCCACUUUAUGUGAAGGACCCAUGGAGCAGACUGCGGGGGUGCGUGUGGGGGACCCCGUUCUGCGCACGGGGAAGCCGCUGUCGGUGGAGCUGGGUCCCGGGAUCCUGGGCUCCAUCUUCGACGGGAUCCAGCGCCCGCUGCGGGACAUCGCCCUCCUCACCCACAGCAUCUACAUCCCACGGGGCACCAACGUCCCCGCGCUGCCCCGGCACCUCACCUGGGACUUCACCCCCAGCAAGGACCUCCGGGUGGGGAGCCACGUCACCGGGGGGGACAUCUUCGGGACGGUGAUGGAGAACUCCCUCAUCCAGCACAAGAUCAUGGUGCCGCCGCGCAGCCGGGGCACCGUCACCUACAUCGCACCCCCCGGGCACUACAGCGUCUCGGUGCGGGUGACGGGGUGGGCGGGGUGUGUGCAGGGGGGCACCACGGCCAUCCCGGGGGCCUUCGGCUGCGGCAAAACCGUCAUCUCCCAGUCCCUCUCCAAGUACUCCAACAGCGACGUCAUCGUCUACGUGGGCUGCGGAGAGAGGGGCAACGAGAUGUCUGAGGUCCUGAGGGACUUCCCCGAGCUCACCAUGGAGGUGGACGGGAGGACGGAGACCAUCAUGAAGCGCACGACGCUGGUGGCCAACACCUCUAACAUGCCGGUGGCCGCCCGCGAGGCCUCCAUCUACACCGGCAUCACGCUGGCUGAGUACUUCCGCGACAUGGGCUACCACGUCAGCAUGAUGGCCGACUCCACCUCCCGCUGGGCCGAGGCGCUGCGCGAGAUCUCGGGGCGCCUGGCCGAGAUGCCGGCAGACAGCGGGUACCCGGCCUACCUGGGGGCCCGCCUGGCCUCCUUCUACGAGCGCGCGGGGCGAGCGCGGUGCCUGGGGUCCCCCCGGCGCGAGGGCAGCGUCAGCAUCGUCGGCGCCGUGUCCCCACCAGGAGGGGACUUCUCGGACCCCGUCACUUCGGCCACGCUGGGCAUCGUGCAGGUCUUCUGGGGCCUGGACAAGAAGCUGGCGCAGCGCAAGCACUUCCCCUCGGUGAACUGGCUCAUCAGCUACAGCCGGUACCUGCGGGCGCUGGAGCCCCACUACGAGGGGCUGCACCCCGAGUUCCCCGCCCUGCGGCGCCGCGCCAGGGAGAUCCUGCAGGAGGAGGAGGAGCUGGCGGAGAUCGUCCAGCUGGUCGGAAAGGUCUUCUGGGGCCUGGACAAGAAGCUGGCGCAGCGCAAGCACUUCCCCUCGGUGAACUGGCUCAUCAGCUACAGCCGGUACCUGCGGGCGCUGGAGCCCCACUACGAGGGGCUGCACCCCGAGUUCCCCGCCCUGCGGCGCCGCGCCAGGGAGAUCCUGCAGGAGGAGGAGGAGCUGGCGGAGAUCGUCCAGCUGGUCGGAAAG